AUGGCGACCUUCGACAGCCCGCAGUACGAGCGUGACCUGCGCUCUGCCCACAAGGAGUGGAAGCGCACCAAAGACUCCAACGCAAAGUGGUCCCACGGCUACCGGCACCUCCCAGGGAUACGCGUCAACGUCAACGGGGAAGUCAUCAACGGCUCGGAGAGCCAGCUAGCCAAGACAAGGCCUGGCAAACAAAUCCCCUCGCACCCGUUCAAGCACUACCCAAACCGCACAAAGCUCCGCCCAAGCUGGGAGCUGCCGGACGGGCGGGUGCGGAGCAAGCUGCACGCGGCCGGCGAGAUCCGGGAUUUCUCAUCCUCGACCUCUCCGUCGUCCUCGUUGCAGCUCCUUCCAUCUCCCCACCCCUCCUCGCCCAAACUUGUCCUCACCCGCCGGCUCAGCACGAGCAUCACGUCGGCCGACGUUGGCGGCAGCGGUAGCGUUGGCCGGGAUGGUGGCAAGCCGCUCACGCUCGAGGUGUUUGUCAAGACGACGGGGCGGGAGACGGAGAAGCUGGUCGAGCGCGAGUACGAGGUGCUUGAUGGGAACGGGGAGGCGCUGAAGGGGAGGCGGGCGAGGAGGGUUCUCAGGAGGGGUGGUACGGAUGCCGCGGCUGGUGCGGGCACUGGUGCGGGUGGGGUGGUCGAAGGGGAAGGGGAGGAUGAGGGGUUUGAGCUGAUUUGA
Molecule: messenger RNA, 681 nt
Organism: Canariomyces notabilis
Lineage: Eukaryota; Fungi; Ascomycota; Sordariomycetes; Sordariales; Chaetomiaceae
Exons: 2
Coding region: 1-681 (226 amino acids)
Source: RefSeq, a predicted model, not a curated record